Sphaeramia orbicularis (orbiculate cardinalfish) is the source of this 768-nucleotide messenger RNA. RefSeq names its product P2X purinoceptor 4-like. Gene Ontology annotation, cellular component: plasma membrane. Gene Ontology annotation, biological process: cell surface receptor signaling pathway; calcium ion transmembrane transport. Gene Ontology annotation, molecular function: extracellularly ATP-gated monoatomic cation channel activity. The transcript is spliced from 6 exons. Lineage: Eukaryota; Metazoa; Chordata; Actinopteri; Kurtiformes; Apogonidae. The record is from RefSeq and is a predicted model, not a curated record. The coding region runs from base 1 to 768 and encodes 255 amino acids.
AUGGGAGUCUCAGCUGUGGGUCUGGACCAUGUGACCCUGAACAGGAAGAGGACGCGUCUUCAAAUGACUCACACAUUCCGGCUCUGUCCGAAGCCACACUUCCAGACCCACACCUACAAGUCCAGACCUAGACCCAGAAUUCCGGACCCGGACCCGGACCCGGACGCCGCCAUGCGCUGCGGGUUCCUGCUGAGCCUGUGUCAGUACGAGACCACCAAACUGGUCCGGAUCCAGAGCGUCCGGCUCGGGUCCCUGAAGUGGGCUCUGAACGGGACCAUCCUGCUGGUCAUCUGUAUCAUGAUGCUGUGGAAUAAAAAGUACCAGGAGUUCGACCCAUUGGUCAGUUCAGUCACGGCCAAAGUGAAGGGCGUGGCCCAGACCCGCCUCCCUGGGUUAGGGGAGGUGGUCUGGGACGUGGUGGACUACAGCGGACCCUUUCAGGAUAAAAACUCAUUCUUCGUGGUGACGAACGUCAUCGUGACGAAGAAUCAGAAGCAGGGGAAGUGUCCAGAGGUUCCUGUUAAAGGCAGACUGUGUCGGACCGAUAAGGACUGUGAGAAGGGAUACUGGGACCAUUACAGCCACGGGGUUCAGACGGGAUCAUGUGUGAGGUUCGACGUGUUGAAGAAAACCUGUGAAGUUUCGGCCUGGUGUCCGAUAGAAGCCAAAACCAACCCUCCGAGACCUGCUCUGUUGGCGGCCGCUGAAAACUUCACCAUCCUCAUCAAAAACAACAUCCGCUUUCCCGCCUUCAACUACAUCAGGUGA